Messenger RNA from Drosophila innubila, 1606 nucleotides. RefSeq names its product putative fatty acyl-CoA reductase CG5065. The record is from RefSeq and is a predicted model, not a curated record. The transcript has 8 exons. Gene Ontology annotation, cellular component: peroxisome. Gene Ontology annotation, biological process: long-chain fatty-acyl-CoA metabolic process. Gene Ontology annotation, molecular function: alcohol-forming very long-chain fatty acyl-CoA reductase (NADP+) activity. NCBI's taxonomy places the organism in Eukaryota, Metazoa, Arthropoda, Insecta, Diptera, Drosophilidae. The coding region runs from base 15 to 1499 and encodes 494 amino acids.
UUGGACGCAUCAUUAUGUUGAUUUCCGAGGCAUUUAAGGAUCAGGAGAUCUUUGUGACUGGCGGCACCGGUUUCGUUGGUAAGGCGCUUAUUGAGAAGCUAUUGCGCUCAUGUCCAACACUGGGAAAGAUCUAUGUAUUGGUGCGUCCCAAGAAGGGUGUACCGGUCGAAGCCCGCCUGGAAGAGUUACUCAACUCAAAGCUCUACAAUCGCCUGCGAUCCGAGCAGCCCCAAACGCUUUCAAAGGUGGUGGCCAUUGCUGGCGAUGUCAUGGAACUUGGUCUAGGCAUUAGUGAGAAGGAUCUACAGCGUCUACGUAAUGUCACUGUUGUUUAUCACUCGGCAGCCUCCGUACGCUUUGAUGAUCCACUGCGUGAGGCGAUUUUAAUGAAUACACGUGGUACUCACGAGCUCAUUAAAUUGGCCUUACACUGGAAGAAACUAAAGGCCUUUGUCCAUGUGUCCACCACGUACUCGAACCCAACGGAGCUCGAGGUUGAGGAGCGCAUUUACCCACCCUAUGCGGAUUGGCGCACCACCAUCAAAUUGGCCGAGAACUACGAUGCGGAAACCCUUGACAUAUACAAUCUCAAGUAUGGCAAUUUCCAGCCCAAUACGUACACCUUUACCAAGAGUCUGGCCGAGCACGUGGCAAACGAUUACAAGGAUCAGCUGCCAAUUUACAUAUUCAGACCCUCAAUCGUGAUCUCGUCGCUGGAGGAUCCUGUACCAGGCUGGGCAGACAAUUUCAAUGGUCCGACUGGCAUGUUGGUCGCCUGUGGUGUCGGUAUCUUGCGUUCCCAGAACUGUGAUCCCUACAUCAUUGCCGACUUUGUGCCUGUUGAUGUGGUUGUACGUGGUCUCAUCAUCUCCGCGUACAAGUAUCUGAUCAAGGCCCCCGUUAAAGGCAAAGACAUCGAUGUGAUCAAUUGUGCCACGGCAAACAUUUCACCCGUCACGAUGGGGCAGGUUAUUGAAAUUGGCAAAAGAUGUAUUAGGGAGAAUCCAUUUGAGAAGACCCUCUGGUUGCCAGGCGGUAGCAUAACACUUUGUCCGGUUCUACACUUUGUCAGGUUUAUAACGAUGCACAUUAUGAUGGCCAUUGUGGUGGAUUCCUUGCUGCGCUUGGGCAAUGAAAAACCCUUCCUGUUGAAGUUGCAACGUCGCAUUUUUGCGGCAUUCCAAGCGUUGCAAGUCUUUGCCGUCACCGAGUGGCACUUCCAGAAUGAUCGAUUCCGAGCGCUGCACGAUAUAGUACCACCGAAAGAAAUUCCCUGUUUUGGAUUCAUGCACAAUUCGAACAUCAAUUACGUGGAGUUCUUUCAGAAUGGCAUACGUGGCGCCAAGGAGUAUCUGAUGCAUGAGAGUCCUAAGAGCAGCAGCGGUGCCCUUCUUCGCAUAAAGAUCUUUUAUGUCCUGGAUUACUUGUGUCGGGCCGUCGUCUAUGGAUUUUUAUUGCGUCUCAUUUAUAGAUUUGUUAUGCGCACUUUCAUUUCUUAAGCUGUAAAAUCUAUAACCUUAGCUAUUUCAAUUAUUUUUUUUACUUUUUUUUGUUAUGUUAAUUUAAAAUUUGGCUAUGGUAUAAUAAAGAUUUGUUUUGAAACCAA